AUGUCCACUUGUAGGACGAGUAUUGUGUCCAUUCUGAAUAAUGAUGAUAACCCAUCUUUUGCGGUCCGUUCCGCGCCCCGACUUAGUCGGACUCACAUAUCAUCAUCACAAUAUCCACAUUCAGAGCGACCACCCUCUCCUAUCAGCGACCCACAGUACACCCGCCCCGCAGCUUCAUCCCAAUCUCCAGCAACAUCACCACGAGGGAGCAGGCAUCAUUCAGACGCGGUGACGGAAGUCGCCCAGCCCGCUUCGCCCGGGUCGUCCGAUGGCUCAGCUUACGACUAUCUCACCAGUCAACCAUCAUCUUACCACCCGUAUGCCCGGCAGGAUCCGCGACGGGAACCAUACCGAUUCCCAGCUCGCGGGCCAGCAGCUCCCCGAACAUCACCCGAGACUCGUUCAACCACAUCCGAAACGGCUUCUCAGACCGGAGCGACGCGCGGCACGGGGCGAAAGAACAAGUACCCGUGCCCCUAUGCCGCGAGCCAUGGGUGCUCUUCCACAUUUACGACUUCGGGCCAUGCUGCGCGCCACGGCAAAAAGCACACCGGCGAAAAGAGCGUGCACUGUCCGAUCUGCAACAAAGCCUUUACGAGGAAAGACAACAUGAAGCAGCACAUCCGGACCCAUCGCUCACACUCGGACGAGAUGCGCUCUAUUUCCGAGCCAGAGCCUGAUGCUCGGUGGGCGAUGGCUCGUCCUGACGCGGUAUACGCCUCCGUCUCGCACCAGCGCAAUGUCAGUCAACCCAUCGAGGCAGGUGUACGGCCUGUCCCAGGGUCUGUCCCAGUGCCUGGUCCCCAGGCGCCCUAA
Messenger RNA from Penicillium psychrosexuale, 816 nucleotides. RefSeq names its product C2H2-type zinc finger protein. Gene Ontology annotation, molecular function: DNA-binding transcription factor activity; RNA polymerase II cis-regulatory region sequence-specific DNA binding. The coding region runs from base 1 to 816 and encodes 271 amino acids. Lineage: Eukaryota; Fungi; Ascomycota; Eurotiomycetes; Eurotiales; Aspergillaceae. The transcript has a single exon. Gene Ontology annotation, biological process: regulation of transcription by RNA polymerase II. The record is from RefSeq and is a predicted model, not a curated record.